Messenger RNA from Phyllotreta striolata, 627 nucleotides. The record is from the annotation of a GenBank genome assembly. NCBI's taxonomy places the organism in Eukaryota, Metazoa, Arthropoda, Insecta, Coleoptera, Chrysomelidae.
AUGGGAAAAAUAAAAAUUAAAAAUAAUGGACAACAAUUGACCGCUUCGGUUUCCAAAGCUGCAACUAAAGGAAAAAUUGUGAAGGUUAAAGAGAAACUAAAAAAACGAUUUAAAAUUAAUUUUCAAGCAGAUGCAAUCAAAGAAUGUAAUCUUAAACCCGAUUUAUUAAAAGAUGAAGUAAAGAAGAAAAGUAAUACAUAUAAAUCUCUUAAAUUAAGUAAACAAAUCGACAACAAACCGAUAAAAAAGAAAGACAAAUUAACACUGAAGAAAUCUUUAUUAAUGAAAAAAGUAGAUGCGGCUAAACAGCUGAAGAAGGAAGAAAAGAUUAAAGAAAAGCGAAAGAAAAUAUCCAUUAUAGGAGACACAAACCCUUUACACGAUGCAUUGCCUUCUCUGGAGUCUCUAAUGGAGAAUAAGAAAAAAGUAAAAUUUGAAGAUUCUGAAAAAACUAAGAAGAAAAAAGCCAUUGAGAAAGCAAGUCAGCGGAAGAAGAAGAAUUUUAAUAACAUCGACUUCUUUAAAAGGGCUAUAAAUGACAAAUCAUUUAAAAAAAAUCCAUUUGAAAUCAUCUCUAAUCACAUUCAGGCUGUUGUAAACAAGGAAAGAGAUAAUGCUAGUAGUUAA